AUGGGCAAGUCUCCAAAAAUAAUUCGCGUGGGCCAAGAUGCACCGCACCAACCUGAUGCGGAAAGCGAGAGCAGCUACAGCUUUUUGGAACAAUUCAAGCACCAGAUAAAAGUCAAAAUCCAAAGCCUAUCGGACGACGAGAUCGUCUUCGAUCUCAUUGGCGUCGACGCUGCCAUUGCCAAUGCGUUACGCCGCAUUCUGCUGGCUGAGGUUCCAACCAUGGCUAUCGAGCACGUGUACAUCUGGAACAACUCAUCCAUCAUACAGGACGAAGUGUUAGCUCAUCGACUCGGUCUUGUGCCGCUAAGCGUGGAUCCGCGCGAAUUUCAAGCCUUCUCAGCUGACGAAGAGGCCGAAGCUACGGACGAAAACACAAUUGUUUUUAAGCUUGAUGUUACCUGUAAACUUGACCCUGACCACUUGAAGGAUCCGACUAAGGCGUUAUGCUCUUCAGUGUAUUCGCGGGACCUCGAGUGGGUGCCCCAGGGUAACCAGGAAGAGCGAUUUGGAUUGAUUCGGCCCGUAAGCGAGGACAUAUUGAUCGCAAAGCUGCGUCCAGGUCAGAGCAUUGCGCUAGAGGCUCAUUGUCGCAAGGGUGUGGGCAAGGACCACGCAAAGUUCUCGCCUGUUGCCACAGCAUCGUACCGCCUGAUGCCCAAGGUUGAGCUUAUGGCGAAGGUGGAGGGUAUUGAUGCAAAGCGUUUAGUGGGCGAGUGCCGGACGGGAGUGUUCGAUAUCGAAGACAUUGGUGGUGUCCCAACGGCCGUGGUGAAGGACGAGCGCUCCUGUACGAUGUGCCGGAACUGUAUUCGCGAGCCUGGAUGGAACGAGAGGAUUCGUCUUGGCCGUCAAAGUGACCACUUUAUCUUCAGCAUCGAAUCUGUCGGGAUGAUUAAGCCUGAAGAGCUGUUGCCCGAGGCUCUUGGUGUGCUUGGCGAGAAGUGUAACAUCGCAUUAGAGUCGUUCACACUGGUGGAUGAGGAGCUGAUUGGAGAAGAAGAGGGAGAGGAAGAGUAG
This is a messenger RNA of Peronospora matthiolae, 1017 nucleotides long. The record is from the annotation of a GenBank genome assembly. NCBI's taxonomy places the organism in Eukaryota, Oomycota, Peronosporomycetes, Peronosporales, Peronosporaceae.